GCUCGGUAGAUAUAUAUAUAUGUGUGUGUGUGUGUAUAUUGCAAAUUUAUUACAAAUCUACCUGUCAUCGCCGAUAAGCUGCGUCUAUGUACUUUUUAUAUCUAUGGUCGCAAUUUUAUAUUUUUAUCGCUAGAGUUUUUGCUUGUGUUAUAGAGGGUGGAAACAACGAGGUUCCACCGUCGUUCGAGGUGUCAACCGACUAGGAACGUAUACGUCAAGAGGUACGAGAUCACGCGUGGAUUGUACGCAGGAAAAGAAGAGUGAUAAAAUUCUAAUGUCAAUUAUCAAAGAUAUAAAAAGAAGAUGGAGCUAAUAGGGACUUUAUUGAAAUUAUGGCUAAUGAAUGUUCUAAUAAUAAACUGCAGCAGUGCAGUGGUACCUUUUAAAGAUAAUUAUCAAACUCUGAUAGGUGGUCAAGGCUUAUAUAAUGCCAGCGAUGAUGUAGUGAUUCUCAAUGCCACAAAUUUCAAAACAAAUAUUUAUGGCAGCACCAAAAGUUGGCUAGUUGAGUUUUACAACAGCUGGUGUGGCUUUUGUUAUAGAUUCGCGCCAACUUGGAAAGCUUUGGCGAGUGAUAUUCUUUCUUGGAACGAUAUCGUCGUAGUUGCGGCGAUAGAUUGCGCCGACGAUGACAACAAUCCAAUCUGUCGCGAAUACGAAAUCAUGCAUUAUCCAAUGUUGAAGUAUUUCUCUGUGAAUGCGCAUCCACCAUCUUUAGGUUUAGUGAUAGAAAAGGGGAGCAGCAUUGAUUCUGUGAGGCAUAAUUUGAUUAGUAGACUCGAGAUAGAACAACAGGAAGGACGAGGAAUCACGUGGCCUAACAUCACACCAUACAGAAAUGUCGAAAUAACGGAUGUAUGGAGGACAACGUCCAAUAACGUGAAGUAUUUCUUUUUUAUUUUUGAAAAAACGGAUUUCCACUUAGGCACAGAAGUCAUUCUUGAUCUUCACAGAAUCAGCAGCUUGCAAAUACGCAGGGUGACUUCUGAUAAUGAAUUGUUAUGCGUGGUGAACAAGGUUACCAAAUUUCCAACUUUGAUAGUCUUUGGGCGCAAUGAGUCACAGAAGGUCGUUAAUGUGAAAGUAUCGUCGAGACAAGGAGUUCGACGAGCUAUUAAGGAUUAUGUAAUCGCGAAAGGAAUUAAUAUCGAUGAGACAAUAGGCACGACAGUGUCCCACGAUAUGGCGCAGAAUGUUGAGACUGCGCAUCAAACAACAAUUGGAACGAUUAUCAAGUCUCGCGAGGAACAGGAAGGGGAAGAACAUUCAUCGAAAAAAACUGAUGAUUAUUUAUACCAACUAGAUCUGGAGAACGCAUUGCAUUAUUCGAUGAAUAACGAAAUAUCCCUAACGAAGUCGAUAAACGGCGAGAAAAUGGAAGCCUUACGAAAAUAUCUCGCAGUGUUGACGGCAUAUUUUCCUCUACGACGCGGUAACACGUAUCUAGAGGUGAUACGCGACGUCGUCAAAAGCAGAAGCACCAUGACCGGUGAAGAAUUCAGUCAGCUGGCGAAGACGACGGAAGAAGUGAUGUCGCCGGUGUACUCGGGAGCACCUCAUCAAUGGAUAGGAUGUAAGGGUAGCACAAAUUCAUAUCGGGGAUAUCCCUGCGGACUGUGGACCAUGUUUCACAUGUUAACCGUGAACUUCGCGUUAGAACCAAACAAGGUUCCUCGGGCAGAUUUCUCACAAGAUCCUACGGCGGUACUGCGAGCAAUGCAUGGCUAUAUCGGGACGUUUUUCGGAUGUGCUGACUGUGCUGCACAUUUCGUGGAGAUGGCUGGCAAGAAUAAAAUAUUCGACGCGCAUAGCAGAGACGAGGCUGUACUCUGGUUAUGGCGGGCGCAUAACCAGGUGAACGCUCGAUUGUCGGGUGACGCUACGGAGGAUCCCGAGCACAAAAAAAUACAGUACCCUGCGAUCGAGCAUUGCCCGGCAUGCAGAUAUGUUAACGGCAGUUGGAAUGAGGAAGAAGUUCUACAAUAUCUGAAAACAAAGUACAGCUAUAGUAGCAUCAAAUACGACGGGAUUAGCGGCUACAACAGCAAUGUCGGCAUGAUCAACAUCGGCAAUGGCUCAAGAGUUAGAUUGGAGAGACUCGCCAAAGAGAAACGCCCCACCGCUUUCGGCUGGGACUUAAAUGUAUUUGACAUUAGCAUCUGUGUAGUGCUGUAUGUUACUUCAACAGCGAUACUAGUACUAGUAUGCAUUAAGUUUGCUGUUAAAAGAACUAAGAAAAAGAGUCACAUCAGUCUGUUGCCCAAAGUGUGAUCCUCUCUUCAUAUUUUGCGCUAUGCAUAAUCGUCAUCGUGCAACAUUCCUGGACUAGUGUAAGCGUCAUUUAUACUAUUUCUAAUUUAAAAAAAAGAUAAGUCACAAAUUUUCAAAUUAUAUAUCCUUCAAUUAUAACAAUCAUUUCUUAAUAAGAUAUAAAGUUAAGAAAAGUCACUAUAGUGAAAAUAAUAACAUUGAAAAUAAUAACAAAAUAAUAUUUUUCAAACAAAAAUUAAAAUAAUGCUCCUCAUAUUAACAAAAUUUUUUUAUCAGUUUUGAAUAAAAGUUAAAUUGCCAAAUAUGUAAUUGCAAGAUCGAUAUCCUUAAUUAUCCUGAACUUAGUGACUUUUCAUAAUCUUGUCUCGUCCAAAGAAUGUUUAAGUUUACCUUGCAACAGAAUGUAAGAAAAUAUGCCUCAUAAUACAUACAGCCAACGAAAUAAGAAUAAAUUAUACAUACAUUAUCUCUUAAAUAGAACAUGAUUA
Molecule: messenger RNA, 2759 nt
Organism: Camponotus floridanus (Florida carpenter ant)
Lineage: Eukaryota; Metazoa; Arthropoda; Insecta; Hymenoptera; Formicidae
Gene: Qsox1
Product: sulfhydryl oxidase 2
Exons: 5
Coding region: 304-2271 (655 amino acids)
Biological process (GO): protein folding
Cellular component (GO): Golgi membrane
Molecular function (GO): protein disulfide isomerase activity; flavin-dependent sulfhydryl oxidase activity
Source: RefSeq, a predicted model, not a curated record